CGCCGUUUUCGGACUUGGUUUUCUUCCCUCUGCGCCUCGUCGCCGCGGAACGAUCCAGGAAGAAACAACCUCGCGAUAUCGAAUUUCUCGUGCAUCACGAAUUGAUGGUAUCGCACACGUACAAGUGGAUCCCGCAAAAUGGACGAGCAGACCAAGGGUAAUAGCGUAUCGUCGCUGCAAUGGCCGGAUUAUCUUGUCAUCGGUGUAAUGCUGUCGAUCUCGGCCAGCAUCGGGAUCUACUACCGAUUCACCGGCGGCAGACAACGAACAGUCGAGGAAUACUUCUCGGCCGAUCGUUCGAUGAGCACCGUGACACUUGCGAUCGCUCUGACGGUCUCUAUCGUGUCGGCGGUCUCGUUGCUCGGAGUCAGCGCAGAAAAUUACGCCCACGGCACACAAUUCACGCUGGUGUACUUCGGAUUUUUAUUCGGUGCACCGAUCACCAUAUUUUUCUACUUUCCAGUAUUCAUCGAACUGAAAACCAUGAGCGUCUACGAGUAUCUGGAGAAACGGUUCGGAGUUAAAGCCCGAUUGUUGACGAGCCUCGCGAACUCCCUGCAUCUGGUGCUGUUCACGGGAGUAGUUCUCUUCGCGCCAUCAUUGGCUCUGGAGGCGACGACUGGUCUGUCCGGCAACAUGAGCGUCCUUGCAAUCGGCAUUAUCUGCACCUUCUACUCGACCAUAGGUGGUAUCAAGGCUGUAUUGAUCACAGACGUGUUCCAGUGUAUGCUGAUGUUCGGUGGGAUCGCUUGCGUCCUCGGCGUAGCGGCCAACGAGCUCGACGGAGGCUUGUCCAACGUGUGGAACAUCGCUCAAAAGGGCGAACGAAUCGAAUUCUUCAAUUUCAGGUUUGAUCCGACGAUACGGCACACGUGGUGGAGCAUGAUGUUCGGCGGCAUCGCCCUUUUCUUGUCCUAUAACGCCGUGAACCAGAUUCAAGUGCAACGUUUACUCGCCGCUAAGAGCGUGAGGGUGUCGCGGAACGCGCUCUUGUUGAGCACUCCUAUGACUAUGGGUUUGGGUAUUCUGACAUCGUACACUGGCCUAGUCCUUUACACCGUUUACAAGGACUGCGAUCCGGUAACAGCCGGCCAGAUCUCGUCGUUCGAUAAGAUAAUGCCGUUCUUCGCGGCCGAAAAGAUGUCCAAAUUCCCAGGAACGAUCGGUGUCUUCGUCUCGGGAGUGUUCAGCGCCACUCUCAGUACCAUCUCCGCCGUAUUAAAUUCCCUAGCCGCGGUGGCGUUGGAGGAUUACGUGAAACCCGCGUGUCGCCGGUUGGGGGUACAUUUUCCGGAUGAAAAAGCAACCCUGAUCGGCAAGGUGCUCGCCGUAAUGAUCGGUUUCAUUUCCUUGGCCAUGGCGUAUUUGGCCAAAUCGAUGGGAGGGCUGGUCGAGACGGCGCUAGGCGUUUCUGGAGCGAUAGCUGGCCCCGUUGUCGGAAUCUUCACGCUAGGGAUGUUCAUCGAGAGCGCGAACGAGACCGGUUCAUUAGUGGGAAUGAUUACCGCGCUCUCCGUCACUCUCUGGGCAAUGUUUGGAAAGAGCAAGCCAAUUAUACCGAAUCUUCCGCUAUCCAUUGACGGAUGCGACGAAUCUGCACUGCACAAUUACCAAAAAGUUUCGGAAUCCACCAACGCCACGGAAACGUCUCCGGAGUUCUACCUGUACCGUAUCUCGUACAUGUGGUACAGUCCCUUGGGGUUGGUCAUCACCCUGAUCGUCGGAUAUAUAAUGAGCCUGGCCACGAAGAGGAUAUUCCACAAGAAUACGCCCGAACCGGAUCCCAAUUUGUUCAUUCCCCUCCUGGCGUCCAGAAUCAGGCGUCGAAGACGGGACGCCGAAAAGACUACGAACAGUCAGCUGUUCGUGUUGGAGAAUCGAAGAUAAAACGAAUAAUCGAACCGACGAUGAGUUUAUACGAAGCACGCUGGGUCGCUAAACCGAUUCUACGCUGAACGUACGCGUAGAUAUUUUGGUGGAAAAUUUGCUUCAAGACCCCGGAGUCCGAUGGUGUUCAUCAGUUUAGGGUUGCGCGUUAGUAUUUUAAUCCCCAUCGAAGUUGGAGAAAGUGACCAUAAGCGAUAUUCAACGCUCGCCUCAAGUAUUUUCUGAACGCUAUAUCUCUAUUAAGCAUAUUAUUAUGUAGAUAACGAAUAAAUUUGUAUCUAUAUAGAACAUUCAUACGGAUGAAAGUUUACUCCAAUAAACGACGAAACUAACUUUCACGCGCACGCAAAUGUGCGUUAUGUUGUAUUUAGUGUGCAGAAAAAUAUGAUAUAUAUUAUGCAGUGAUUAUACGAAUGCCACACGCACAACAUAAAGAUACCAUACGCAUCGCUAGAAUAUCAAUCGAGGCAUUAUCAUACACCACACAAAUACACGCAUCAGUAAAAGAUAGUUUUAUCAGAUACGUUCUGAAUAAAUAUCGAAUUAAUUUUUAAUAAUAAACACU
This is a messenger RNA of Colletes gigas, 2452 nucleotides long. Its product is annotated as putative sodium-dependent multivitamin transporter. Gene Ontology annotation, biological process: transmembrane transport; sodium ion transport. The transcript has 7 exons. Gene Ontology annotation, molecular function: symporter activity. Lineage: Eukaryota; Metazoa; Arthropoda; Insecta; Hymenoptera; Colletidae. Gene Ontology annotation, cellular component: membrane. The coding region runs from base 139 to 1887 and encodes 582 amino acids. The record is from RefSeq and is a predicted model, not a curated record.